AUGGAUACCUCGUUGAUCCCAUCACAACAGAACAUGCUUUCACAAAAUACCUCCGUGCUUCCCAAUAUUGAACAUACGAACACAGAAGAGAAUAUAGAAAGAGAGGAUGUGCUGUCGAACCUGUCAGACCGAGAGAAAGAGCUGUUGUGCAGCGCCUUCGUAUUCCCAACAACCAGCUCGUCUACAUCAGAUAAUAAGCGUUGCCAACGAAAUGAUUUAAAACUUCAAAAAUUUCAACUGAACGAGAUCUUAGACAGAGAUACGAAUGAUGCUUUGGAAGAAUGGGAUGCAGCAUACAAAACGCUUCUCUGGGAAAUGUCAUCUAAGGAUGCCAAUGCGGAUUCGCACGAACUACAAAUAAACAAGGUGGAUGAUGAAGGAUACACAAACCUCUACAAGGCAACAUUAGUAGGCAAUUCCAAAGAGGUUGAAAAUAGAAUUUCACAAGGAGCAAACCUGGAUACACCAAGCAAGGGCGGACUUCGACCUAUUCAUGCAGCAGUUCAAGAAGGACAUGCGAAUAUCGUGGAUUGCCUCAUCCUGCACGGAGCUGAUCGUAGCGUCGAAUGUGAGAUUGGUCACACACCUCUUCAUACCGCAGUAUCAAAUGGGCAUACCUGCAUGUUAGAUAUUCUGCCGGAAGGUAUCAAUGUGAACAAGGCUGAUGAGCAAGGUUGGACACCAUUCAAUGCAGCCAUUCAAUAUGGCCGUUUGGAAGCUGUCAAACAUCUCAUGGAUAAAGGAGCCAAGCAGAACAGAUAUAAUGGAAUGACCCCACUCUAUGCUGCAGCUAAAUUCGGCCAUCUAGAUAUUGUGAAAUUCUUCAUUUCCAAUGGAGCUAAUGUGAAUGAAGAAGAUGAUAAUGGAAGAAUCCCAUUGAACGGAGCUGCUAUCAAAGGUAACAUGAAGAUCAUGGGAUAUCUUAUUCAGCAAGGAUCUGAUGUGAACGAGGCUGAUCAAAACGGAUGGACUCCAUUCAAUGCUGCUAUGCGACACGGUCAUCUAGAAACUGUCAAAUAUCUCUUAAAUAAAGGAGCCAAGCAAAACGCAUAUAAUGGAAUGACUCCAUUCUAUGCUGCAGCUAAAUUUGGUCAUUUUGAUAUCGUAAAAUUCUUCGUUUCCGAUGGUGCUGAUGUGAACGAAGAUAAUGAUAAUGGGAGAAUCCCAUUACAUGGAGCUGCUAUUAAAGGUGACAUAAAGAUCAUAGAGUAUCUCAUUGAAGAAGGGUCUGAUGUGAACAGGGCCGAUUCUAACAGAUGUACACCACUCAUUGCUGCCAUUAAAAACGGUCAUCUAGAAACUGUCAAACAUGUCAUAGAUAAAGAAGCUAAGCAAAACAGAUAUUUGAGACAGGCCGCACUCUAUUUUGCAGUUCGAUUCGGCCAUUUAGAUCUGAUCAUGGAAUAUCUCAUUCAACAAGGCUCUGAUGUGAACAAGGCUGAUCUCGAGGGUUGGACACCAUUCAAUGCUGCCAUUGAAUACGGUAAUCUAGAAGUUGUCAAAUAUCUCAUGGAUAAAGGAGCCAAGCAGAACAGAUGUGAUGGAAUGACUCCACUCUAUGCUGCAACUGAAUUCGGUCAUUUAGAUAUUGUGAAAUUCUUCAUUUCCAAUGGAGCAGAUGUGAAUGAAGAAAAUGAUGAUAAGGGGGUCCCAUUACACGGAGCUGGUAUCAACGGUAAUAUGAAGAUCAUGGAAUAUCUCGUUCAACAAGGCUCUGAUGUGAACAAGGCUGAUCUCGAGGGUUGGACACCAUUCAAUGCUGCCAUUGAAUACGGUCAUCUAGAAGUUGUCAAAUAUCUCAUAGAUAAAGGAGCCAUGCAAAACAAAUAUGACGGCAUGACCCCACUCUAUGCUGCAGCUCUAUUUGAUCAUUUGGAUAUUGUGAAAUUCUUCAUUUAUAAUGGCGCUGAUAUAAAUGAAAAAGUUAAUAAUGGGAGGAUUGCUAUUCAUGGUGCUGCUGCUCGAGGCCAUGUAAAAAUCAUGGAGUAUCUCGUUCAACAAGGCUCUGGUGUGAACAAGGCUGAUCUCGAGGGUUGGACACCAUUCAAUGCUGCCAUUGAAUACGGUCAUCUAGAAGUUGUCAAAUAUCUCAUAGAUAAAGGAGUCAUGCAAAACAAAUAUGACGGCAUGACCCCACUCUAUGCUGCAGCUCUAUUUGAUCAUUUGGAUAUCGUGAAAUUCUUCAUUUAUAAUGGGGCUGAUAUGAAUGAAGAAGAUAAUAAUGGGAGGAUUGCUAUUCAUGGUGCUGCUGCUCGAGGCCAUGUAAAAAUCAUGGAGUAUCUCGUUCAACAAGGCUCUGAUGUGAACAAGGCUGAUCUCAAGGGUAGGACACCAUUCAAUGCUGCUAUUCAACAAGGCCAUCUAGAAGCUGUCAAAUAUCUAAUGGAUAAAGGGGCCAAGCAGAACAGAUAUAAUGGAAUGACCCCACUCUAUGCUGCAGCUAAAUUCGGCCAUCUAGAUAUUGUGAAAUUCUUCAUUUCCAAUGGAGCUGAUGUGAAUGAAGAAGAUGAUAAUGGAAGAAUCCCAUUGAAUGGAGCUGCUAUCAAAGGUAACAUGAAGAUCAUGGGAUAUCUUAUUCAGCAAGGUUCUGAUGUGAACGAGGCUGAUCCAAACGGAUGGACUCCAUUCAAUGCUACUAUCCGACACGGUCAUCUAGAAGCCGUCAAAUAUCUCUUAAAUAAAGGAGCCAAGCAAAACGCAUAUAAUGGAAUGACUCCACUCUAUGCUGCAGCUAAAUUUGGUCAUUUAGAUAUCGUUAAAUUCUUCGUUUCCGAUGGUGCUGAUGUGAACGAAGAUAAUGAUAAUGGGAGAAUCCCAUUACAUGGAGCUGCUAUUAAAGGUGACAAAAAGAUCAUAGAGUAUCUCAUUGAAGAAGGGUCUGAUGUGAACAGGGCCGAUUCUAACGGAUGGACACCACUCAUUGCUGCCAUUAAAAACGGUCAUCUAGAAGCUGUCAAGCAUCUCAUAGAUAAAGAAGCUACGCAAAACAGAUAUUUGGGACAGGCCGCGCUCUAUGUUGCAGUUCGAUUCGGCCAUUUAGAUCUCAUCAUGGAAUAUCUCAUUCAACAAGGCUCUGAUGUGAACAAGGCUGAUUCGAAGCAUUGGACACCAUUCAAUGCUGCCAUUGAAUACGGUCAUCUAGAAGUUGUCAAAUAUCUCAUGGAUAAAGGAGCCAAGCAGAACAUAUAUGAUGGAAUGACUCCACUCUAUGCUGCAACUGAAUUCGGUCAUUUAGAUAUUGUGAAAUUCUUCAUUUCCAAUGGAGCAGAUGUGAAUGCAGAAAAUGAUGAUAAGGGGGUCCCAUUACACGGAGCUGGUAUCAACGGUAAUAUGAAGAUCAUGGAAUAUCUCAUUGAACAAGGCUCUGAUGUCAACAAGGCCGAUCUCGAGGGUUGGACACCAUUCAAUGCUGCCAUUGAAUACGGUCAUCUAGAAGUUGUCAAAUAUCUCAUGGAUAAAGGAACCAAGCAGAACAGGUAUGGUGGAAUGACUCCACUCUAUGCUGCUACUGAAUUUGAAAAUGAUGAUAAGGUGGCCCCAUUACACGGAGCUGCUAUCAACGGUAACAUGAAGAUCAUGGAAUAUCUCGUUCAACAAGGCUCUGAUGUGAACAAGGCUGAUCUCGAGGGUUGGACACCAUUCAAUGCUGCCAUUGAAUACGGUCAUCUAAAAGUUGUCAAAUAUCUCAUAGAUAAAGGAGCCAUGCAAAACAAAUAUGACGGCAUGACCCCACUCUAUGCUGCAGCUCUCUUUGAUCAUUUGGAUAUCGUGAAAUUCUUCAUUUAUAAUGGCGCUGAUAUGAAUGAAGAAGAUGAUAAUGGGAGGAUUGCUAUUCAUGGUGCUGCUGCUCGAGGCCAUGUAAAAAUCAUGGAGUAUCUCGUUCAACAAGGCUCUGAUGUGAACAAGGCUGAUCUCAAGGGUAGGACAACAUUAAAUGCUGCCAUUGAAUACGGUCAUCUAGAAGUUGUCAAAUAUCUCAUAGAUAAAGGAGCCAUGCAAAACAAAUAUGACGGCAUGACCCCACUCUAUGCUGCAGCUCUAUUUGAUCAUUUGGAUAUCGUGAAAUUCUUCAUUUAUAAUGGCGCUGAUAUGAAUGAAGAAGAUAAUAAUGGGAGGAUUGCUAUUCAUGGUGCUGCUGCUCGAGGCCAUGUAAAAAUCAUGGAGUAUCUUGUUCAACAAGGCUCUGAUGUGAACAAGGCUGAUCUCAAGGGUAGGACACCAUUCAAUGCUGCUAUUCAAGAAGGCCAUCUAGAAGCUGUCAAAUAUCUCAUGGAUAAAGGGGCCAAGCAGAACAGAUAUAAUGGAAUGACCCCACUCUAUGCUGCAGCUAAAUUCGGCCAUCUAGAUAUUCAAGGUUCUGAUGUGAACGAAGCUGAUCCAAACGGAUGGACUGCAUUCAAUGCUACUAUCCGACACGGUCAUCUAGAAGCCGUCAAAUAUCUCUUAAAUAAAGGAGCCAAGCAAAACGCAUAUAAUGGAAUGACUCCACUCUAUGCUGCAGCUAAAUUUGGUCAUUUAGAUAUCGUAAAAUUCUUCGUUUCCGAUGGUGCUGAUGUGAACGAAGAAAAUGAUAAUGGGAGAAUCCCAUUACAUGGAGCUGCUAUUAAAGGUGACAUAAAGACCAUAGAGUAUCUCAUUGAAGAAGGGUCUGAUGUAAACAGGGCCGAUUCUAACGGAUGGACACCACUCAUUGCUGCCAUUAAAAACGGUCAUCUAGAAGCUGUCAAACAUCUCAUAGAUAAAGAGGCUAAGCAAAACAGAUAUUUGGGACAGGCCGCGCUCUAUGUUGCAGUUCGAUUCGGCCAUUUAGAUCUCGUAAAAUUCUUCAUUUCCAAUGGAGCUGAUGUGAAUGAAGAAAAUGAUGAUGGGGGGAUCCCAUUACACGGAGCUGCUAUUAACGGUAACAUGGAGAUCAUGGAAUAUCUCAUUCAACAAGGCUCUGAUGUGAACAAGGCUGAUCUCGAGGGUUGGACACCAUUCAAUGCUGUCAUUGAAUACGGUCAUCUAGAAGUUGUCAAAUAUCUCAUGGAUAAAGGAGCCAAGCAGAACAGAUAUGAUGGAAUGACUCCACUCUAUGAGGCUGCUGAAUUCGAAAAUGAAGAUAAGGGGGUCCCAUUACACGGAGCUGCUAUCAACGGUAACAUGAAGAUCAUGGAAUAUCUCGUUCAACAAGGCUCUGAUGUGAACAAGGCUGAUCUCGAGGGUUGGACACCAUUCAAUGCUGCCAUUGAAUACGGACAUCUAGAAGUUGUCAAAUAUCUCAUAGAUAAAGGAGCCAUGCAAAACAAAUAUGACGGCAUGACCCCACUCUAUGCUGCAGCUCUAUUUGAUCAUUUGGAUAUCGUGAAAUUCUUCAUUUAUAAUGGCGCUGAUAUGAAUGAAGAAGAUAAUAAUGGGAGGAUUGCUAUUCAUGGUGCUGCUGCUCGAGGCCAUGUAAAAAUCAUGGAGUAUCUCGUUCAACAAGGCUCUGAUGUGAACAAGGCUGAUCUCAAGGGUAGGACACCAUUCAAUGCUGCCAUUGAAUACGGUCAUCUAGAAGUUGUCAAAUAUCUCAUAGAUAAAGGAGCCAUGCAAAACAAAUAUGACGGCAUGACCCCACUCUAUGCUGCAGCUCUAUUUGAUCAUUUGGAUAUCGUGACAUUUUUCAUUUAUAAUGGCGCUGAUAUGAAUGAAGAAGAUAAUAAUGGGAGGAUUGCUAUUCAUGGUGCUGCUGCUCGAGGCCAUGUAAAAAUCAUGGAGUAUCUCGUUCAACAAGGCUCUGAUGUGAACAAGGCUGAUCUCAAGGGUAGGACACCAUUCAAUGCUGCCAUUGAAUACGGUCAUCUAGAAGUUGUCAAAUAUCUCAUAGAUAAAGGAGCCAUGCAAAACAAAUAUGACGGCAUGACCCCACUCUAUGCUGCAGCUCUAUUUGAUCAUUUGGAUAUCGUGAAAUUUUUCAUUUAUAAUGGCGCUGAUAUGAAUGAAGAAGAUAAUAAUGGGAGGAUUGCUAUUCAUGGUGCUGCUGCUCGAGGCCAUGUAAAAAUCAUGGAGUAUCUCGUUCAACAAGGCUCUAAUGUGAACAAGGCUGAUCUCAAGGGUAGGACACCAUUCAAUGCUGCUAUUCAAGAAGGCCAUCUAGAAGCUGUUAAAUAUCUCAUGGAUAAAGGGGCCAAGCAGAACAGAUUUGAUGGAAUGACCCCUCUCUAUUUUGCAGCCAAAUUCGGUCAUUUCGAUAUCGUGGAAUUCUUCAUUUCUAAGGGUGUUGAUGUGAAUGAAGAAGAUGAUAAUGGACGCAUUCCUCUCCAUGGAGCUGCCUUUGGAGGAAACACAGAUAUAAUGGAAUAUCUCAUUCAACAAGGUUCUGAUGUGAACAAGGCUGAUCUGAAGGGAUGGACACCAUUCAAUGCUGCUAUUUACAAAGGGCAUCUAGAAGCUGUCAAAUAUCUCAUGGAUAAAGGAGCUAGGCAGAACAGAUAUGGUGGAAUGACCCCUCUCUAUUUUGCAGCCAAAUUCGAUCAUUUCGAUAUCGUGGAAUUCUUCAUUUCUAAGGGUGUUGAUGUGAAUGAAGAAGAUGAUAAUGGACGCAUUCCUCUCCAUGGAGCUGCCUUUGGAGGAAACACAGAUAUAAUGGAAUAUCUCAUUCAACAAGGUUCUGAUGUGAACAAGGCUGAUCCGAAGGGAUGGACACCAUUCAAUGCUGCUAUUUACAAAGGGCAUCUAGAAGCUGUCAAAUAUCUCAUGGAUAAAGGAGCACAGCAGAACAGAUAUGAUGGACAUGAUGGAAGGACCUCUCUCUAUGCUGCAGCUCUAUUCGGUCAUUUCGAUAUCGUGGAAUACUUCAUUUCUAAGGGCGUUGAUGUGAAUGAAGAAGAUGAUAAUGGGAGGAUUCCUCUUCACGGUGCAGCUUUCAGUGGUAACAUGAAGAUCAUUGAAUAUCUCAUUGAAAAAGGCUCCAAUGUGAACAAAGAUGAUCAAAACGGUUGGACACCAUUCAAUGUUGCCAUUCAAUCCGGUCAUCUAGAAACUGUCAAAUAUCUCCUAGAUAAAGGAGCCAAGCAGACCAGAUAUAAUGGAGCGACCCCUCUCGAUUUUGCAGCUCAAUACGGCCAUUUCGAUAUCAUGGAAUACUUCAUGUCUAAUGGCGCUGGUGUGAAUGAAGGAGAUAAUGGUGGGAUGAUUCCUCUUCACGGUGUUGCUGCUGCUGAAAGCCACAUAGACGUAAUGGAAUACCUUAUUCAAAACGGACGCCAUCUUGCAGAACCGUUGUCAGAGCUGCUUCCAUUGAAAAGAAAAUUGACAUCACACGACUAUGAUCCUGGGUCUGAUGACAGUGGCCGUGAUGGAGACAGAACCAAAAUCAAAGAUAAGCAAGGGCGGGGAAAAAGGCGAUGCAGGUCUAAGCAACAACGAUUAGAGAGAGACGUGGCCAACCAUGCUAUGUUGCCACCAUGUUCGUGCAAUCGCAACUGCAUUGGCAGGAUAUCAACUACAGAGCGCGAGGAUAUUUGGAGUGACUUUUGGAGAAGACAUUUCAAUGAUAGGCGUCACUUCAUUGUAAUGAACGUUACAAAAAAACAAAAAGCACAGACGAAAGUUCGAGGCAAAAAAUCAAGGCGUAAUUUUACCCUUGAAUGGAAAUUUAAUGAUAAUAUUGUUUGUAAAAAAUUCUUCCUUCAGACUCUUGGUUUUAAGAAUGAUGGUUUUGUAAUGUCUUCCCUCAACAGUAACAGUGUGAAUGAUAAAAGAGGACGACACACACCGGCAAAUAAGUGCAGUGAUUCACAAAUAGAGGCAAUGGUAGAAUACAUAGAAUCAUAUAGACCGUGUUUCUCGCACAAUAAGCUAGUUCACAGGAGAUACUUGCCAUCGCCCUUAUCGGUUAAAAAACUGCACAAAGAGUUUAACGAGAUGAAUGAGCAUUUGAAAGUCUCGUAUCCAACCUUCCAUCGAAUAUUCAAGACAGUGAACAUAUCUCCAACAAAGCCAAGUUUUGACGGGUGUACUUAG
Lytechinus variegatus (green sea urchin) is the source of this 7986-nucleotide messenger RNA. RefSeq lists its product as uncharacterized. Lineage: Eukaryota; Metazoa; Echinodermata; Echinoidea; Temnopleuroida; Toxopneustidae. The record is from RefSeq and is a predicted model, not a curated record. Gene Ontology annotation, molecular function: protein binding. The transcript is spliced from 8 exons. Bases 1 to 7986 code for a protein of 2661 amino acids.